AUGAAUUCCAAAGUCAAUUCGCUCGAGGAGAAAGUGAAACUGCCGCCAACGGAGACAAUAAGCCGUUGCUAUCAGCCGCAGCAGAGCAACCGUAAGGUCAUCCGCAUCCUAACGGUGGCCGUCUAUGUGCUCUGCGUAUCGCUGGCGGCCAUAAUGCUGUCGCUAUACUAUAUAUUCAUAUGGGAUCCGACCAUACGGCCUUUUGUUACCAAGGCCAAUCAGUGCGACAAAAUUGUGAUACCCGAAAAGAUUGCCAUACGCCUAAUAAACUCAUCGGAAGUCACCGCAGAGCAGUUCUACAAGCACAUCCUCGAGCAGUAUCGCAUCCUGAACCAUUUGCAAUUGCAGCGCCAGCAGUUCCUGCAGAAGCAACAUCUCCAGCUGCAGCAGCUGGAGGCGAGCAAUCGCUUCCAGGAGGUGUUCGCCACGGCCACCAUUAUACAGGCACAUCCACAUCCGCAUCCGCACUUGCGUGAGCCGCUCAAGAAGCCACCCGUCGCCCACUCCAACAACAACAACAACAGCAGCAGCAGCAGCAGCAGCAAUCCGGUCGCCUAUCGCCUAGAGCCGCCGUCAAAUGUGGACGGGUCGGCGCACCACAUGCCCCUGGUGCUGGAUACAUCCCCGCCGGCGGAGGGCAUGGCACAUCUGAAGCGCAAGAGCCACCGCGCUGGCCACUACAAGCAUCAUCGUGGGCGCUCCGGCGGCAUUGGGCCCAAAAAGCAGCCGGAACGCAGCGGCUCCACAUUGCCGGCCAGCAGCACAGCCUCCGCCGGAUAUGCGCUGGGCGAGCAGCCAACGGCGGCGGCACCACACGGCUACAUGGACACACCGCUGAAUCCGGCAGCCGGCACCAUACUGCAGCAGCCGCUGCAGCUGUACACCUCGAUGCCCAUACCGCUGAUCCUCAGUCCGAGCAACAGCGAGAAGCGUCCGCCGCACCACAGCCACAGUCAUGCGCAUGGCGAGCGACGCGGCCUGGGUGGUGCCCAGGUGCGACGACGCACCACCACGGCCACCGUGUCCGGCUACGAUGCGCAGACCUACCUCAAUCCGUUCCUCACCGGCGAGCUAAUCUUCGAGAAGUAAGCGCUGCAAAUGUUGCCCCAAUAACUAACACACACACACACACAAAGCGUUAAAUAGUUGGCCAAAGUUUAGCUAAAGAUACUUUACUUUAAGCAUCUGGCAUGCACCAGAUGGCUGGGGAAUUCUGGCACGGAAUUGAGACUCGGACACUCUCAUAUCACAAGUACUACUGUACUAUACUCCCAAAGCGACGGCAGAUGCGUCAAAUAUACCUAUACACACACACACACACACAUAUAUAUAUAUAUAAAGUAUAUAUCAGAGUUGAAUGUGACCGGGGUUUCCACUAGGUUAUUUUCUUCUUCUUCUUUGGAACCAUGUAGAGCUCUUCUGGCUGUUUGACUCGACUGUGAACAGUGAAAGGGCAGCUUUUCUCAACUGCCUUGUAAAGUUCAUGUUAGUUGAAAUGGUUUUCAUUAAGAAGGUUUUCAAAUUGGCAACGCUUUGAUCCUAUCAACAAGUUUUCAAAGCGUUGAGGGCGUAUUUAUUUUGAACUCGCAGGUACAAUUUAACUUGCAGAAUAUUUACCAGGUAGAUUAGCGGGCUGCUAAAUCUAGCUGCUUGUAAAUUUAGCUUCACCUUUUAAACUGGCUGGCAACUCCGAAAUACUCAAAUUCUUUUUUUUCCCCUCUGAACUGUUUGCAAAAUUGCAAUUAUACAUACACUAAAAAAAAUUGUUUUAGUGUAGACGUUUCGAAUAGUAGAUAUAUUAACGGGGGAACUACCAGGCUCUAAGCUUAGAUAAUGUUAUAAGUACUCCUAGAGCUCGACUCUCGUAAAUACCAAAAGAGACAGCAGAAAACACGAUAAACAUAAAUCCUUAUGUAUAAACAGAGUUUUGCAUAUUGAUGGUUAACAGUCAAAUUUAUGGUUAAUUUUUGUAAAGGUGGCAACACUGCCAUGCCAAAUUUGGUAUUAAACUUCAUGUUAAAACGGCAACUAACUUUAACAGGAGCUUGAAAAAUAUGUUAGAAACGAAGCCCAGUGGGAACGAGCCAUUAUUUACACGAUAUUAAUUGGAUAAACCCAAUCGAUAGGAUCGUUUUUGGGUAUACUAACGGGUUCUAUUGAGGAACCCAGCCCCAAAAUUUGUGCUCAAAUAAUUUAUAAACCAGAGAAGAAAGCUGGAGACUUUGAUAAAUACCACAAACAUUGCAAUGAACACACCUUCAAUACGUAUAUAUAUAUACAUAUAUAUCUAACUAUAUCAACAAAAAGAAAAAACCUAUAUAGAGGGGCAUUACUUAACCUACUUUCUAGAACCAAACACACACACACACACGUUCACAACUAAGGCAUAACACGGCGAACGCAAUACUCAAUAAUAGUUAUAGUCAAAAGUAAAAGAAAUAGUUAAAUACGAUAGUUAGGUACUUGUAUACAUAUGUACCUAGACGGGACCCACUCCAAAUAGAGCGUCACUCGCAGCGGCAAGCAACGACACCCCACCUAGGACACUGCUUUAAGGCAACAACAAUAACUAGUUAAAAAAAGAAACAAAAACAAUUAAGUAUAACCAACAAACACACUCUCACAACAAUUCACAAAACUAUAUAUCUAUAUAUAUAUAUAGAUCUCACGGCAUUCGGCAUCAACGAAAAUAUCGGAGAGGGUUCAGCUUGGCAAAUUGCAUGAAUAUUUCAUAGAUUGAACACAACAAUUGAUAACGAUAACAAUUUAUAUGGUAUUUGUAUAUACACUAUAGCUAUAUAGAGGCCAUAAUAUAUGCAUAUAUACAUAUUAUCCACAUUCCGAGUUUCAUAUUCGAGGCAAAUCCAACGGAACCGAGACCAAAGUUUCUGCCGCCCUCAAAAGUAUGCUAUGGAAAUUUGCGUGGGUUUGUCUUCGCAAUUGGCUAAAGCUCGUACAUGUACAAGCGUAUAUAUAAAUGCAUAUAUAUGUGUGUUUUUUAUACCUUUUUUUAAAGAAAACAAAAACAAAAAAAAAACAACAAAACAAAAAUGUUCUUCAACAUUUUCAGUUGAGAUUUGCGAGUUGGUAGCGUUGAAAGUUAGCGAGAGAAAACGUUUUUUUCUUUUUUAGUGAAAUUUGAUCAAAACGGUUUUUGAUACAAUGUUUGUUCCUAAAAAAGAAAGAAAAACAAGAACAAUAUAUACACACAUACAUAUAUACAUAUAUAAAUAUAUAUCUAUAUUCUAGGAUCAUCUAGUCAGGCAUUCGUACCAAAUAUAUUUCUAAUUAGCGACAAAUUAGAGUAUUUCCAAAUAUAUGGACUUAUCAGAAAGUCAAUAUUUAAAUGCAAAAAGCAACAAACGUAAAAAUUUGAUAAGAAGAAACAAACGAGUUUUAUAUUCAAAUGAGAGUUUACAUUUUUUGGUAGAUAAAUGCUAGAGUUCAAGUUUUUUAAAUAUUUACUUCGGUUAGUUUGAUAGAUUUGUGCAAAAAAUCCCUCAAGUUUUGAGUGUUCGCAUUGGCAAACAAAUUCGAAUAUCCGGAAAACAUAAUUUUUUUAACAGGCUGCAAACGAAUUUUGAAAGACAAAAAACAUAAAAUUGAGUUCGAAAACGGUUUGCAAAACAAAGGUGUGUUGAGUUCGAACCAGCAUUGAACUUAACCUAAGCUGAAAUGUUUAUCAACAAAAUAUGCAAGUUUUUCAGUAGUUCGGAAAUAUUGUAAAUGUGCGAGUUGCAAAUGGAAUGGAUUCGAACCGGCCACCGCACAUCUGACAAACUAAUUUAUUUAAUUAAUUUUAUGAAAUGUUGUAGACAGACUUUUUAAGAGUUUCAAAAACUUUAAGGUAAUGAACAAUUAAUUCAAAUAUGAAUUCAGUUUUCCGAUGUGUACGGCGAUAAUUUCGUUUCUCACAGACAUAUACCCUGCAUAUAUAACCCAAUAGGGCAUAUCCAAUCCAAUCAAUAAACUGCUGUGGCGCACUCACACAUAUAGGAAAGGAGCUGCAAAUGCAAACCCCAACAAGAGGAAGACCCCAUAUCAUAUCCACACCACAAUCAAAGCAAGAAAAUAUGAAAAUAACACGCAUUUUACACAAGAGAAUUGAGUUGACGAAUAUAUGAAUAUAUGAUUAUAUAUCUAUACACAUAUAUAUACAUAUAUAUAUAUAUAUAUAUAUAUUAUAGAUAAAUAUAUAUGAAAACUAUAUGGCUUUAUGACAUAGAAUUGUAUCCUGUAAAUGUAUUUGUAUCUGAUGAACAUGUACUUGCGUAUUAAAUAACAAAUACACACAUACACACACACACACACACACACACACAUGUACGUUGUGUACUUAGACGAGAAACAAGUCAUUUUGGCAAUAAUAAAGCAUAGAACAAA
Drosophila novamexicana is the source of this 4383-nucleotide messenger RNA. RefSeq lists its product as uncharacterized. Lineage: Eukaryota; Metazoa; Arthropoda; Insecta; Diptera; Drosophilidae. The transcript is spliced from 2 exons. Bases 1 to 1089 code for a protein of 362 amino acids. The record is from RefSeq and is a predicted model, not a curated record.